This is a messenger RNA of Pygocentrus nattereri (red-bellied piranha), 1510 nucleotides long. RefSeq names its product beta-1,3-galactosyltransferase 2-like. The transcript has a single exon. Gene Ontology annotation, molecular function: N-acetyl-beta-D-glucosaminide beta-(1,3)-galactosyltransferase activity. The record is from RefSeq and is a predicted model, not a curated record. Lineage: Eukaryota; Metazoa; Chordata; Actinopteri; Characiformes; Serrasalmidae. Gene Ontology annotation, cellular component: membrane. The annotation marks the transcript as partial.
GGAAACCUCAGCUCCAUUCUGGAAGACUCCUCCCAGCAAGGGCUGAAGAAAUCUGUGGAGUCUAAUGCCAGUUUCAGUGAGGAGAUAAUAGCAGAGAGUAUCCUCAAGGUAGAACCCUACAAAUACAUCAUCAAUGAAGAAGACAAGUGUCAGGAAAAGGAUCCUUUCUUAGUGUUAUUGAUUACCGUUCAGCCCCAGCAUGUUCAGGCCAGGGAUGCCAUCAGGCAGACGUGGGGGAAUGAGAGCGUGGCUGAGGGCGUGGGAUUUGUACGGCUCUUCCUUUUGGGAAUAAGAGAAGGACUUACCACCAGCCAACUGCAGAGCUCCAUAGAGGCAGAGUCUCAACAGUAUCAUGACAUUAUCCAGCAAAACUACAUAGACUCGUAUUACAACCUUACCAUCAAGACACUGAUGGGAAUGCACUGGAUAGCAACGUACUGCCCAGGAGCUAGUUACGUCAUGAAGACGGACAGUGACAUGUUCGUCAAUACGGAAUACCUCAUCCAAAAACUUCUCAAUCCCAGCCUUCCGCCAAAGCUAAAGUAUUUCACUGGAUUCCUCCUGAAAGACGAGCCCCCAAUCAGAAAAAAUGACAGUAAGUGGUACAUUUCACCAGAGGUGUACUCCGACGACAUGUACCCUCCUUUUUGCUCAGGAACUGGAUACGUCUUCUCAGGCGACCUGGCAGAGCUGAUAUACAGGACUUCUCUGAGCAUACGACGGCUGCAUCUUGAGGAUGUAUAUGUAGCGAUCUGCCUGGCAAAACUGAAGAUAGAACCAGUUCCUCCGCCCAACAAAUCCCUGUUCAAUGUCAACCGGGUACCAUACUCCAGCUGCAAAUACAGCAAACUGAUAACCUCUCAUGGGCUCCUUCCCACUGAGAUAAUAAAGUACUGGCAGGACCUGCAGAGGAACAAGCACAACGCCUGCUAAAGUAAAAGUUCAGACGUUCAAACAACUAGAACUGGAACAACUCUGGAAACGUUUCAUUGGGGGGCGACCCAGUUGAAAGUGGGAACAGAGGUGGUCCAGACCCUUUGCCAAACAGAAGUUUGAUAAGCACAAGAACAUUCCUCGGAAUGAGAGAAAAGUAACCGUUCUCCAUCAGAGAACAACUCAGUUUCACAAGAAUUAAUGUAAAGCUAUAACGAUUUCCCUCAACGUAAAGGUAUAACGAUCAGGGUCUGAAUAACUGCAAGUCUGUAGCAUAAGUAGAACCUGACCAAUAUACACCAUGUGGCUGAUAAUAUCAGCCAAUAUUGAUCUCCCAAAGAUCAUACUUAUAACAGAAAACAUGUAAAUGUAAAGCUAACCUAUAUCAGAACAAAAACAUAACAUACAAAGCCUUUCUGAGAUAACUAAUAUAAAAUAAGAAAGAUAAUCCACAAAUAUAUAUAUCAUGGGUGGGCAAUGACUGUUGCAGAACAGCCUUUUUGCAGACUGAUGUUUUUAAAGACUGAUGUAUUUACAGACGGAUGUUUUAUCAAAUAAAAUGAGUUUGUGUCCUUUA